AUGAUCUUAGCAGCAGCUGCAUGUGCUGUAGCUGGUGCUGCAGGACUUUCUUAUAUAUUUGACGAUAAUAAUGAUGAACAACAAUCAACAAAUAUGAAAUAUGAAACAGUUACUGUAUCAUCAACUAUUCUUGAUAAAAAAGGUAUUAUUAAAAAUGUUAUACAUCCAUAUUCAUAUAUGUAUUAUCCAUGUAUUAAACAAGAUCAAAAUAAAUGUAUUGUUACAUUAUUGCAUGAGUAUAAAUUAAAUCAGUUAAAAUUACCAAUAGAAAAUUGUAAAGAAAAAAUUAAUUAUACUAUAUUUAAACAAGAUUUUUCUAUUAUUUUCUUUUGGUCAAUACCAUUAAAAGCUCAUCUAUUACAAACAUCAACAAAAUCAUGUUUUAUUAGGGAAAAUUUUAAUAUUUUUGAACGUAGUUUAAUAAAAAUUAGUAUUGGAAUCCAAAAUGCUAAACUUUUACAAUGA
Molecule: messenger RNA, 465 nt
Organism: Rotaria sp. Silwood2
Lineage: Eukaryota; Metazoa; Rotifera; Eurotatoria; Philodinida; Philodinidae
Source: the annotation of a GenBank genome assembly